Molecule: messenger RNA, 978 nt
Organism: Saccostrea echinata
Lineage: Eukaryota; Metazoa; Mollusca; Bivalvia; Ostreida; Ostreidae
Product: glycine receptor subunit alpha-2-like
Exons: 6
Coding region: 1-852 (283 amino acids)
Biological process (GO): chloride transmembrane transport; chemical synaptic transmission; signal transduction
Cellular component (GO): synapse; membrane; neuron projection
Molecular function (GO): neurotransmitter receptor activity; transmembrane signaling receptor activity; chloride channel activity
Source: RefSeq, a predicted model, not a curated record
AUGCCUCUCUGUUCCAAUGGACUGGGACAGGAAUCAGGGAUGUUUUCUUGCAUGAUGGAUUUACACAAAUACCCGCUAGAUAAGCAGAUCUGCGACAUACGUCUGGAAAGCUAUGGACACAGCGCAGCCACACUGAUUGUUAGGUGGCGGGAAUCUCCAGCAGAGAUCUCUAAAUCCCUGCGCCUUCCGCAGUUUGACAUCAAUCUGCUUAGAUCCUUCCAUUGUGAUCAGCAGUAUAUGGGAAUAAACUACACCUGUAUCGGGCUGGACAUACACCUAAUGAGAAACAUAGGAUACUACUUGACACAGACCUACAUCCCGUGUAUAUUAGUCGUAAUCCUCUCCUGGGUUAACUUCUGGCUCAGCGUCGACGCGGUACCCGCCCGAAUUUCCUUAGGUCUCCUUACGGUUCUCACGAUGACGACACAGAGUUCCGCUGCCGUUAGAGGCCUGACAGUUGUGUCAUAUGUCAAGGCCAUGGAUGUGUGGGUCUUUGCUUGUUUAUUUUUUGUUUUUGCCGGACUUUUGGAGUUUGCUUGGGUCAAUGUAUCAAAUAGAGUAGAAAGUCGACGGAAGUCCAUAACAGAUUUACCGGCCCUGGUGAACGGAAAGGUAUCAAGUUCUCCAACAAAGGAGUCUCCGAAACAUAGAGACGGGUUUUUCUUUAAACCAUCGAAAAACCGAGAAAAGGCCAGAAACAUUGACCGAGUCUCUCGUUUUUUGUUCCCCAUAGCAUUCAUUUUGUUCAAUGCUGCGUACUGGUCUAUUUACCUAGUUCUCUGGGAGCCCGUCCAGGACAAGCACGAGGAUAGCGAAGGAAUCACCAUUCCAGUAAACCUUAACGACUCAUGAUGACGUCAUGUAAUGACGUCAUGUGACGUCGUAAAAGCUUAAUUUGAUUGUGUUCACAAAAGAUUUUUUCAAAAUAGUUUUCCAUUUUUGUGUUCAUGGAUGAUUUUCUUGGAGAUGAGGAAAUCC